Molecule: messenger RNA, 5718 nt
Organism: Haliotis rufescens (red abalone)
Lineage: Eukaryota; Metazoa; Mollusca; Gastropoda; Lepetellida; Haliotidae
Product: calpain-15-like
Exons: 13
Coding region: 183-3332 (1049 amino acids)
Biological process (GO): proteolysis
Cellular component (GO): cytoplasm
Molecular function (GO): calcium-dependent cysteine-type endopeptidase activity
Source: RefSeq, a predicted model, not a curated record
UAGGAAGUAAACCAAUGACGACCAAUAUUACAAUUGCGUAUAUGUUUUGGGUAGAUAAGUGCAAUCGGAACAUAAAUUCGUGAAGGAUAUCGCCCAACACUAAUUGAUGUAACCUCUUCCAAGAAAGUCAGAAUGGAUCUUUAGUGUAGCUGAAGUAGCACUGCUGUAAGCAUUAGCCAAGCAUGGGAGAACCUAUGGACUAUGAUACCCUCCAAGACUGGAAGUGUGACACAUGUACUCUCAUCAAUGAUAUCAACACCAUUGAGUGUUCAGCUUGUGGAACAUCUUUUUCUAACUCAGCCAAUGGGGAAGACCAGCCCACGGAAAAAUCCAAUUCGAACGGAGUGGCAGCAUCUGGCAAGAGAGACUCCAGAAUAUCCUCAACUUCAGAUGAUGUCUUUGAAGAUGGGGAACGGGCGACCAAGGAGAAAAAACCUUUGAAACAGAAAAAUUCCAAGGAUGGAAAAAAAUCUACAAGCUCAUCGACAGGGUCUGUUUCCUCCUCUCCAAUCACAAGACCGAAAAUGAAACUUGACAUCCAAAAUCAGGAGCGGGAAAGCAUUUUGGUUGGUGAAGAAAAUCAGUCUCAGGUAAACGGAGCGUCCGGUGGGAAACAAAAUGGCGACAAGGAGUGGAGUUGUAGUAAGUGCACAUUGUUGAACGGUGCUCCUGAUAAAAGAUGUAGCAUGUGUGGAGCUCCACGAGUAUCUCGAGUCCCGACCUCAGUCCCAGACGUCAUUGACCUCACAGACUUUGUGCCGUCUGCUCCUCGAGGUGAGCCAGACGGCGAGGAAGUGAUGAAAGCAAAUAGUAAGACUGCACCGGUGACAACUACCCCCAAACCAAGUGGAUCUAAACAGGUUAUAAAACCAUCUACAAGUGGACAGCUUGACGCAGGUAGUGAGUGGACUUGUAGGCGAUGCAGCUUUUCAUUCAACCCUUCCUGGGCCAAGCAGUGCGAUCAUUGCAGUUGCCCAAGAGAUCAAACCGACACAGCUCCAAAGACUCCUAUAGAAUUUAAACAAGAUUCAGUGAGAUAUUUUCACCGAUCUCCCCGUGGGCCUCUCUCACCAGAGCCAGGUCCGUCCCCGAGUUUGGGCACAGAGGUGUGGUCGUGCACGCGGUGCACGUACGACAAUACAGACCAGCAUCAUGUGUGUUUCAUGUGUGGGUGUGCCAAAACUGCUGGACACAACAGUAAAUCUAAAUGGCAGUGUCCGCAGUGUACUCUACUGAACAGCAAUGAGUUGGCGGAGUGUGGGGCUUGUGGGCAUGCUCAACAUGAACAUGGGUCGAGCAGACGCGAAGGGGGAGUUGGGGAGGGGCUGACUCCCACAAACUGGCAGUGUUCCAUGUGCACAUAUCGGAACGAUGCCACUGCUGUGAAGUGUAAUAUGUGUAAGUCGGCAAGAAAUAAACGUUCCAAGGCUCUUGUUCCUGCUGGUCCAGGAACACUGAUGAGACAGGAAAGCUCCUUGAUGGAAGAAAUGAGGAAAUCGGAAGAACAUGAGGCUCUGGAACUAUGGGAAACUAUAGUUCUAUUCUGCAAGCAGAACAAGACGCCGUUUGUGGAUGACUCCUUUCUCCCUGCCCCAAAGUCUCUGUAUAUUGAACCUCCCAAACCUUCAGCUAAUAUGGAGAUUCAGUGGCUGCGUCCGGACAAAAUUGCACCGUCUAGCAGAGCUGAGAUGAAGCAACCCUGGGUGGUUUACAGGACUCCGAUGCCCGAGGACAUCUCCCAGGGAAUUCUGGGAAAUUGCUGGUUUUUGAGUUCCCUGGCUGUGCUGGCUGAGAGACCCGAGCUUGUGGAGAAGAUCAUUCUGACGAAGAAGUACUGUGAGGAGGGGGUGUAUCAGGUGCGCCUGUGUAAGGACGGGACUUGGCAGAUUGUCCUCAUCGAUGAUCUGCUUCCCUGCAAUAUGCACGGCAUGCUCAUCUACUCUCAGGCCAAGAGAAGACAACUCUGGGUUCCUCUUAUCGAGAAGGCAAUGGCCAAGUUACAUGGCAGCUAUGAGGCCAUGGUUGCGGGGAAGUGUAUCGAGGGACUAGCCACACUCACAGGGGCACCUUGCGAGAGUAUAUGUCUGCAGCCAAACCCCAUACGGAACAAGCUGGUGGAGCCGGACCUUAUCUGGGCCAAACUGCUGAGCUGUCGAGAUCUAGGAUUCUUGAUGGGUGCAUCGUGUGGGGGAGGAAACAUGAAAAUAGAUCCUGCAGAAUACGAGAACAAGGGCCUCCGCCCCAGACAUGCGUACUCUAUACUGGACGUGAAGGUGGUCAAGGAAAACAAAUUGAUUCGGCUGCGGAACCCCUGGGGUCGGUUCUCCUGGAAGGGGGACUGGUCGGACAGCUCCCCACUAUGGAACACAAUCGGCAGCUCAGUCCGACAGGAGCUGAUGGUCCAUGGUGAAACGGAGGGGGUCUUCUGGAUGUCAUUCGAAGAUCUACUCAGGUACUUCGAUAGUGUAGAUGUGUGCAAGAUCCGUCCCAACUGGCGCGAGUCCCGUCUGGCUGCAGAGUUCCCAAGUGACGCGUCGCAGCCCAUGAGUGUUGUGAAGUUGACGGUGUUCCACACAACGGAGGUGGAGCUGGGGCUGUUCCAGGAGGGUGUCAGAGGGAAUGACAACUCGGCUAAAUCUCCUCUCGACCUGUUCAUCCUGGUACUCCAAGAGUCCAAGCAUCCCAACUUCUCUGUGGGCAAACUGAUUGGCCACAGUCAGAGACAACUGCGAUGUUUCAUUGGCUGUAACCUUAUGCUGGAGCCGGGAGAGUAUGUCGUCCUCUGUCUGGCCUUCAGUCACUGGACAACAGUCCCCGGCACCCGGGUCAGCCACCGCUACGUGUUGUCAGUGCACAGCUCCAAGGCCCUGAUGGUAGACCAGAUCAACACAUUCCGCAACAGGCAGUACGAGAACGUCCUGGCCGAUGCUCUCAUCCAGCUAGCUGUUGCCAAGGGAACAAAGGAGGAGGUUCGGAAAGGCAUCACAGUUUACAGCCUCCUCAACGGAUGGGCCGGGGGAAUAUUUGUUGCUGAGAAUCGUAUGCCGGGCAACAAUGUAGUAAUGUGGUGUGACUGCACGGAGAGCUCUAACGUUGUCAGCACAAGGGGCUCACUGAUCAGCAAGGAUGUGAUCCCACCACUACAUAGACAAGUCUUGAUGGUGUUGUCGCACCUGGAGAGGUCCCAGAUGUACCACCUGUCUAGAUGUCUCAAGCAUCGCAUGACAAACCCCAGUUUUGGACUAGGAGACUGGGGUCCCACCCCCCACAGCCAGCACGAACCCAGCCUCAUUCCCCCCGUCGAGGCUCUGCACAUUCCUCGACCUCUCUGAUCUUGGGGUCACACCAACAGUCGUGGACCAACAAGUUCCCUAACCAGAGGAGGGACAUUAUUGUGAUAAACACUCCAGGCUCUAUGGUGGGCAACACCACCAGAAGACUGUCCUACUGUGGACCUCUAUACUUACCAGGGCUCCACUGGGGCUCCACAGGGGCCCCACAAAGAGCUGUGUUGUGUGAAUGGUUAGCUAAUGUGCAAAUGUGAAAGGGUUAUACUUUAAAAACAUAUCAAGUAAAGGCAAAAAUAGGCUUUUACGCCAUCCUUGUUUUUUACUGCAGUACUCCCUAGAGUUCACACACAAGAAUUAUUGUGCAGGUCAUUUCUCUUACACUGAAGCAAUAGGGACAUUUCAGUGACGCUAGAAAGUGUAACUGGAGUUGCUAUACAGUGUACUCAAUUAAACAUUUGGAUUAAAGAAGGAACAGUUUCAAAAUGUAUUUGUUUCAUGGUUUCAGAUUGGUUUGUUUUCUAGGAUUGUCAUCCAAAAUAUCCCAAAGAUAUUUCAAAAUGGUAAAGAUAAUGUUUUAUCAAGAGUUGAUGAAAUCGUGCUAACAAUUUACCUUUGAGCUACUGGGGUUACUCCUUAAGAUAUGUGUGAUUAUUCCAGUACUCCUCUGCUGCAGGUUUAAGGAGUGUGUACUCCUCAGGUUGAAAAAUGAACUGCUAAAUUCUUACUCCCCUUUGUAAAUGCCAGUUAUUGUUCUAUUAUUUCUGUGUGAGCUUGUUAGCCUCUGUAUAGAUGUGUGUGAUAAACAAACAUCCUGAGGUAGUACUGAUCAAAUCAUCAUCUUGAACGUGUCGAUGAUACAUGUUGAAUAUUUUGAAACCAUAACGCGUUGUGCAUCCCGGUACAGUCAGACUGUUUGUUAUGGAUCUCAGGCCCCCUGUAUCUGUACACACACCUGUUUCUGGCAAUAUACUACUCAAUGUUUGCGAGGGGUUCAUAUAUUUCAUUCUAUUUACACAUAUUUAACAACUGUUUUCAGCUAUUUUUGUAUCUUUGAAUAAUAUGAAUAUCCCUAUAAGAAGUUGGAGCUGUGAGGUAGGCCAGUGAUAAUGGUCCUCUGCUGAAGACCUGCUUCCCAUGUUGUGAAGCCAGUACUUCGUGUCCCGUGUUGUGAUAUUGCUCUACAACCAGCUACUUGACAUCCCACCUACCUUGCAUUAUCCUGCUUUUCAACAAUAUCAUGGAAAAAGUGGUUCCAAACAUUGUACCCAUAUGGGGAAUCGAACCCGGGCCUUUGGACGAGUGAACCCUUAACCACUAGGCUACCCUACAGCCCCUAUAAACAAUUGAGUAUUAUGGUUAAAAGACUUCUAAAUACCACAUUUUUCAAAAUAAUUCUGUUUUAAAAACAUUAACCCAGGCCUCUAUUGUUAUCACGAGUCACUUCCUGAGGACUGUUGCUGUGAAUACCAACAUGCAGUUGUAUGGGGAAAUAGAGGAACCUAUUUAUUGAGGGAAUUCUGAUCAGAAAGCAAAUUUCCAUUUUCCUGUCUCUCAGAUUUGGGCUCUGUCCCUGUCCCAGGUCAUAACCACGUGUACAUGUUUAUACAGUUUGGGGUUGCCGAGGUCGUGAUGGAUCCUCCGUGACAAACUGUACUGCUGUUAAUGAUCUUUCAGACAACAGGAAUUUAUAGCCAGACAUGAAGAAUGGCUGCAGUACUUUGGUAAUGAAGCUUGAUAUAUUUCAUAUAAAUAUGAAUCCCAGUAUUUCAAAAUGAAGCAUGGUCGUCAAGGGGUCAUGGUGAUGACCCUUAUGUUUAGAAUGGAACACAAAAGGGUUAUUUCAUUCUUAAUUCAUAGCAACCGGCAAAGACAAGACCCAAUAGAUUUUGAAAACUAUAUGUUGGAGGAUAUGUGUGUCAUGAAACCUGCUGUUUCUGAUGCUGUUCCAGUAAGCGAUCUAAGCGCUACGACUGUCAUAUGUCAGUGCUAUAGAACAUAGUUACGAUCAUCUUGGCGGUAAGAUCGCAUUGUGGAACAGUUCAAGGAUGGCCAUGAAUUCCUGUUGUAUGGAUGUUAUUGUAUGUUCGAAUGAUUUAUAGGCAUUGUUACAAUAUAUAAGUUUUUAGUGAUCUAUCAUCAUCAUAAAUCAUGCGUCCCUUGUUGAAGAUGUACUUCAUCUUUUUGUGAUAAGAUCUCUUGCAAUAUUUUUUGGUUUUUAACUUUUUUUCUUUCAUAAGUCUCUGUUUACAAAUAUAUAACUACCGACAACACAUUUCAUGUAAUCAGUAAGUGGUUUGUUUGUCAACACAGACAUUGGGAGACACAUGUUGUUUAAACUUCAAGGUUUAAUGAUUCAUUGAACCAUCAAUGCAUUGAAUUUAACCAAUCACCACCUGUCAAUAAAACCACAAGAUUGACCAAUCAGAAA